Molecule: messenger RNA, 399 nt
Organism: Anisakis simplex (herring worm)
Lineage: Eukaryota; Metazoa; Nematoda; Chromadorea; Rhabditida; Anisakidae
Source: the annotation of a GenBank genome assembly
AUGGCUGAAGAGGCAUUAGCCAAAAGCGGAUUACAUUUGGAUUCAUUCAAUAAAAUUCGACUCCUACAAACAGAUUUGGCUGAAUCCAGCGGUGAAUUGUGCGAUGAACUGAAGGAAUUUCGUAACAAAGUGAAUGCUUUUCAAUCGAACACCGACAGUUUAAUGGAAACUUUGAAUGAGUUUGCGAAAAUGGUCGAUAUCGAAAGGCUUCGUGCGAUGUCCUCUCGCAACGCGCUCAAAGCAGCUGAUAAGCAAAAGGCUGCAGAUGCACAGCAAUUACAGAUUCUGAUUCGUGAAAGACGCAUUGAGCUGGAACGUUUACACGUCGAAUAUGAAGCGGCGUUACGUGAAGAAAGUGAACAAAAGGAAUAUUUGAACAAAUUCCUUUCACCUAUAUGA